Saccostrea echinata is the source of this 1437-nucleotide messenger RNA. RefSeq lists its product as uncharacterized. The record is from RefSeq and is a predicted model, not a curated record. The transcript is spliced from 3 exons. The coding region runs from base 520 to 1059 and encodes 179 amino acids. Gene Ontology annotation, cellular component: plasma membrane. Lineage: Eukaryota; Metazoa; Mollusca; Bivalvia; Ostreida; Ostreidae.
GAGAAAUCAGGAAUAGGGAGGAUAAUCCGAGAACACGAAGCUGAAAAUUUUCUCUUCUCAAAUAUUUAAUUGAAAUUGCUUCCGAUGUGAGAGCGUGGCGAACCGAAUGAGAAUGAAGCGCUAAAUUAACUUCACACCUGCCCCUAGUUUGCCGAUUGUUUAUGUUCUUAGUUUAUAAUCCAGAAGAUGCACACCUUUAUACAGAAAUCAAACCUGAUGAUAUAUGAUGUGGAUUCCUAGCUCGGGAAUGGAAAACAUUUGUUUCCGAAGAUAAAAAUACUAUCGAAGUAUAGUUCUUUAAAUUUGUAGAAUUCAGACUGUCGGAGUUUGAAAAAAAAAUCCUCUUGCUGAAAUGUGAAUUUUUUUUUCUUCAUUCGCUGUUGACUGUCAUUUUUAAAAACAUUUCUUUUUAUUUUUACACAAAUUGCGUUUUGGUUUUGUAAGGUAGCCGGUUAGACUGGCGAAGUUUCAGAUUUGUUUUUAUUGGAGCUAAGUGAUUUUGUACUAUUUCUAGACGCGAUGUUUUCCAGGUGGAGAGAGGCUACAAUCUAUAUGAGACUAGCUUUCAUCAGUUUUGUUCUGGGUUUUAUUUUGUAUGUUAUUGGAUUUUCUACCAUAUACUGGGAGUAUUUCCAAACCACAGAAACUUCAACCAAAGUCAUAGGGCUAUGGAAAUACUUGCUGGAGUAUAAAUACACCAAUAACGUCCAGGAAGCCAGAGAUUAUCUCAGUAGUGCACAAAUACCCAAAUAUUUCUUUAACUCUGGCUGGUUCCGUUUGACACAAGCUGUGGAAUGCCUCGGUCUGAUAUGUAUGGUUGUAGCCCUUUUGAUACUACUGUUGUACUUCUUUGUGUCCUCGUGUAAACAGAGGAAAGCUCUCUACGCCAUUAUCUUAUUCACAUUUCUGUCAGUUUUAUUUAUCGUUAUUGGCAUCGCUGUUUUUGGUGGGAAGAUGGAUCAGAUGGGCUACUCUGUCGGAUGGUCAAUGGGACUCGCCAUUGCUGGCGCCUUGUUGGCAUUUUUUGCAGGGAUAAUGGAGGUUCUAGAACUUCGAUAGCUUUUUUUCUUUCAACGAUUUUUGUGCCAAACUAUGGAGAAGGGAGGACAAAAGGCUCUUUAUGAGAAAUCGGAUCCAUAGCAUCCAUUAAAGAUUUUGCAGACGUCUGUCGAGUCUAUCAUUACCAGCGAAACUUAUUUGAAUAAUUAUUUUCUUUAAAACUUCAUUUUGCAUUUGAAUAUAAGUAUGUGUAUUGUGCAUGUAUGUGUUUUGUAUGUUGUAAAACUCGAGUUUUGCGAUAAUUUAUUAAUUAUAUGUAUAUAAAAUAUAUUAAAGCAAUAUAUUUACAACAACAAAAAAUCAUGUACCCAAUUCUUCGCAUUUUCUUUUAGCCAAUGGCCAAAACAGUAGCGUUGGAAUAAAACAAACAACAUCGUA